UGUGACAUCACGACCUGCUGAAAGCUGCUCCAUUCUAGACGUUCAUGGCCUGCAUCUGUGAGGUGAGAGACCAGGGGCAGAUGUCGGGUGGAAGCUGUGGAUACCGUGUGUAAUGGCAGUGGCAGUUGGGUUGUUCAUGAGUGGAUCUUCUCUGAUGAAAAAUGGAUGACAAGGCUUCUGUGGGGAAGAUCAGUGUUUCUUCUGAUUCAGUGUCGACCCUGAACAGUGAGGACUUUGUGCUCGUUUUUAAGCAAGGGGAUGAAAUGCAUUCUGCAAAUAAUGGUAGUGACGAUGAAAAGACUGGACUAAAGAUUGUGGGGAAUGGCAGUGAGCAGCAGCUUCAGAAGGAACUUGAGGAUGUCCUUAUGGACACACCAGCUGAGUAUCAGGAUUUGCAUGUAGAGGAGAUUGAAAAGGCUCAGGCUGAAGAAGACCCAGUACAGCCCUCCGAUGAAGUCUCAAUUACAUCUUCUACUGUGAACCCAUCAUCAGUAGGGCUGCAGAAGACAGACAUGAGCCUGCCAGUUAAAGCAGCCCAGCAAGAAUGUAUACAUGGCACCAGUGUGUUCUCUUCAGUUCCUGAGGAGGACAGUGUCUUGUUCAGUAAGCUUACUUACCUAGGGUGUGCAUCUGUAAAUGCUCCUCGAAGUGAGGUGGAGGCCCUAAGAAUGAUGUCUAUUCUGCGGGGGCAGUGCCAGAAUGCCCUAGAUGUUACUCUGUCUGUGCCUAAUGUUUCUGAAGGAACUGUCCGACUUCUGGACCCUCAGACAAACACUGAAAUUGCAAAAUACCCAAUCUACAAGAUUUUGUUUUGUGUUCGAGGACAUGAUGGAACUACAGAAAGUGACUGUUUUGCAUUCACUGAGAGUCAUUACAAUGCUGAGCUGUUUAGAAUACAUGUGUUCCGGUGCGAAAUACAAGAGGCUGUGAGCCGGAUACUUUACAGUUUUGCAACAGCUUUCCGUCGUUCAGCCAAACAGACACCACUCUCUGCUUCCAUACCACCACAGACGCCAGACAGUGACAUCUUUACUUUCUCUGUAUCCCUUGAGAUUAAGGAGGAUGAUGGCAAAGGCUAUUUCAGUGCGGUCCCUAAAGAAAAAGACAGACAGUGCUUCAGACUUCGCCAGGGUGUAGACAAGAAGAUUGUCAUUUAUGUUCAGCAGACUUCCAACAAAGAACUAGCCAUUGAAAGGUGUUUUGGGCUGCUUCUCAGUCCUGGGAAAGAUGUGCGGAAUAGUGAUAUGCACCUAUUAGAACUGGAGUCCAUGGGCAAAAGUUCUGAUGGAAAAUCAUACAUUAUCACUGGGAGUUGGAAUACAAAAUCCCCACAUUUUCAGGCUAUUAAUGAAGAAACUCCAAAAGACAAGGUUAUUUUCUUGACCACUGCUGUUGAUCUAGUGAUUACAGAAGUUCAGGAGCCUGUGCGUUUCCUCUUAGAGACCAAGAUUAGAGUCUGUUCAGUCAAUGAACGCCUGUUCUGGCCUUUUAGCAAAAGGAGUUCCACAGAAAAUUUCUUCCUAAAAUUGAAACAGAUUGAGCGGAAAGAGCGUAAGAAUAACUGUGAUACAUUUUAUGAAGUAAUAUGUUUGGAGAGCGAGUCAGAGAGAGAGAGAAGGAAAACAACUGCCAGCCCAUCAAUCCGUCUGUUGCAGUACGGGCAACAAACAACCAGUAUCCCCUCACCACCAGAAGAUGAUGAAGAAGAAGAUAACGAUGAACCUCUCUUGAGUGGGUCUGGUGAUGUGUCGAAGGAAUGUGCCGAGAAAAUCCUAGAAACCUGGGGGGAUCUUCUAUCAAAAUGGCACCUAAAUCUAAGUGUUCGACCAAAGCAACUAUCAGCGCUUGUUAGGAGUGGUGUGCCAGAGGCACUUAGAGGAGAGGUGUGGCAACUGCUAGCAGGAUGUCACAACAAUGACUGCCUGGUGGAAAAAUACCGACUGCUCAUCACUAAAGAGUCCCCGCAAGACAGUGCUAUAACACGGGAUAUCAAUAGAACUUUUCCAGCUCACGAUUACUUCAAAGACACGGGGGGUGAUGGGCAGGACUCCCUAUACAAGAUUUGUAAGGCCUAUUCUGUGUAUGAUGAAGAGAUUGGUUAUUGCCAAGGACAGUCUUUUCUUGCUGCCGUUCUCCUGCUCCAUAUGCCUGAAGAACAAGCAUUCAGUGUCCUGGUUAAAAUCAUGUUCGAGUAUGGUCUCAGGGAACUGUUCAAACAGAAUUUUGAAGAUCUGCAUUGCAAAUUUUACCAGCUAGAGCGCCUGAUGCAGGAGUACAUUCCGGACCUUUACACCCAUUUCUUAGAGAUCAGUCUGGAAGCCCACAUGUAUGCAUCCCAGUGGUUUCUCACCCUCUUCACUGCUAAGUUCCCACUAUAUAUGGUCUUCCACAUCAUUGACUUGCUGCUUUGUGAGGGAAUAAGCGUCAUAUUCAAUGUUGCACUUGGAUUGUUAAAAACUUCUAAAGAUGACCUACUCUUGACAGACUUUGAAGGAGCUUUAAAAUAUUUUCGAGUUCAACUUCCCAAGCGAUACCGCUCUGAGGACAAUGCCAAAAGACUGAUGGAACUAGCCUGCAGCCUAAAGAUUAGCCAGAAAAAGCUCAAGAAAUACGAGCGGGAAUACCACAUGAUGAGAGAACAGCAGGCGCAGCAGGAAGACCCAGUGGAAAGAUUUGAGCGUGAAAAUCGUCGGUUGCAGGAGGCAAACAUGAGACUGGAACAAGAGAAUGAUGAUCUUGCCCAUGAGCUGGUCACUAGUAAGAUAGCACUACGUAAGGAUCUGGAUAAUGCAGAGGAAAAAUCUGAUGCUCUUAAUAAGGAGUUACUAAUGACUAAACAGAAGCUUAUUGAUGCAGAGGAGGAGAAGAGACGCCUAGAGGAAGAAUCUGCACAGCUGAAGGAAAUGUGUCGCCGGGAGCUCGAUAAAGCAGAGUCUGAAAUCAAGAAGAAUAGCUCGAUAAUUGGAGAUUACAAACAGAUAUGUUCCCAACUAAGUGAUCGUCUUGAAAAGCAACAUUCUUCAAACAAAGCAGAAAUUGAGAAGAUCCGGCAAAAGGUAGAUGGAUGUGAGCGUUGCAGAGAAUUUUUCAACACAGAGGGUCAUUUGAAGCCUGUCAGCAUUUUGAAGGAGAGCUUCACCAUGGAGGACACAGAUGAAGAGAAAGAGUCUCUGAAGAACCAGCUGCGGGAGAUGGAGUUGGAACUGGCCCAGACCAAACUGCAGCUGGUAGAGGCAGAGUGUAAAAUACAGGACUUGGAGCACCAUUUGGGCCUUGCUUUUAAUGAAGUACAAGCUGCAAAAAAGACCUGGUUCAACAGGACCAUCAGCUCCAUAAAAACUGCCACGGGAGUGCAAGGAAAAGAGACCUCUUAAUGCAUCAGCCCUUGUAAAACCACAUUCUGAAACCUAAUGCCUUCUGUUGCCUUCCUUGGCCAGAUGUUUUGGUUUGCCUACAUGUAAAAGGACCAGAAGAGCAGCAUGGCAGGAAUGUAGAAGGGCAGCGUCUAUCCCUCUCAAAUGAUAUUUAGGCAACCCCGUGGUCUCUAGAUUUCCUCUUUGCAGUCCACAUAAAAUUUAAUCUAACACUUACUAAGGGGUCUCCUAUAGGAUACAUCUAAUUUCUUAUCACAAUUUCAUUCAAUUUACAAAAUUACUCUAUAGCAUUUUAUAUCAGGGACCCCAAAUGGUGGUAUGGGCAUUCAUUCAGUGCCUGCCUGAUCUUAAAAACAGCUAUGAAUUCACUGGACCCCCUAUCUAGAACCAGGCAGAUAAACUAGUAUUUAAUAUUACUUUAAUAUUACUUUAAUAAGCCCAUAAUAUCAUUAAUUUCUAUUAAUUUCUAAUGGAGGUUCCUGCUCUGUGCCCAACGUGUUUGUGUUGCUGCUCUGUGACUGUAUUUCUCCAUUUAUUUUAAUCUAAAAUGUAUUGCUGUACAUUGUUUUCAUAUUGGCUUUUGACUUAAUGCAUUGGCUUCACAAGGGACUUUGCUGCAGAAUCUGCUGUUACAAGAUCAUACGAAUGGAACAUUCUUACAACUUACUCCACCUUUACUACUGAAAUACAGAAUUUUCUGUAUCCAAAAAGUGGAUUGCUCUUUCUUGCAGCAAAGGGUAAUGUGUCUCAGGAGAAGUAAAUGAGGUACGAAUUUCACUUUAAAACAUACACAUCAGAGGGGCCUACUUCAUAUGUAAAACUCCAUACAUAAUAACUGGUAUAUUUAUAAAGCUGUGUAUUUCUCCAAUCCAUGAAGAGCAGCAAUUUUUUACUUUAUGAAAUAUACUCCAUUAUUUUACAGCUUUUCAGACCUGUUGUGGCCUUUUCAAAGUAAAGGCAAACAUUCCAGCAAUGGCAAGCAUAUCUUUUACUCGGCACUUUUCAACUGCGCUCUGGAAUUUUACAAAUAAAAAAAAAAACCCCCACACACAGCUUUAUAAAUACAUUAAAUUUUAUUUGAUGAUGCCUGGAAUUCGGAUAACGAUUUGUGAUGGUGUGCUGUACUAGAAGUCUUCUGUUUUCUAUGUAACAAAUAAGAAGAAAUGCUCAUGACCCUCACAAUUAUUUAGAAGCGUUAUGUAGAAUUUACCGGUCAGCAGGGUCCCUUAACGAUUGCUUGACUUCAGCGUGACAAAGGGAGCACACGUACAACAGUUGCGGUGUAUCAAAGUACCUCCAAAGUGUUUUAUUGCGGAGAAUAAACCAAA
Molecule: messenger RNA, 4702 nt
Organism: Xenopus laevis (African clawed frog)
Lineage: Eukaryota; Metazoa; Chordata; Amphibia; Anura; Pipidae
Gene: rabgap1.S
Product: RAB GTPase activating protein 1 S homeolog
Exons: 26
Coding region: 162-3374 (1070 amino acids)
Cellular component (GO): cytoplasm; cytosol; centrosome
Molecular function (GO): small GTPase binding; GTPase activator activity
Source: RefSeq, a predicted model, not a curated record